This is a messenger RNA of Epinephelus moara (kelp grouper), 3048 nucleotides long. Its product is annotated as acyl-coenzyme A thioesterase 11-like. The record is from RefSeq and is a predicted model, not a curated record. Gene Ontology annotation, cellular component: extracellular exosome. Bases 340 to 2211 code for a protein of 623 amino acids. The transcript has 17 exons. Gene Ontology annotation, molecular function: thiolester hydrolase activity; lipid binding. NCBI's taxonomy places the organism in Eukaryota, Metazoa, Chordata, Actinopteri, Perciformes, Serranidae.
CACGGGACUGCAUGUCACAUGACAACACUUAAAAAAAACAAAACAAAACAAAACAAAUAAACAAACGAAACCAAAUCGGAAGCCGUGCUGUGCGAGCUGGCAAAUUAAACAGUUUAUGUAAGCACAUUUUUUCCCUCAUGCACCACAGCAGGCACAAACAAACCGACUGUAUCAAUGUGGCAAUGAGAGCAAGUCUACACCCGCAGCUGCACUGUGACAGGAAGGACCAGCAGACUACAAACACACUGAACCGACCUCAGAGACAGAGACACAGAGACACAGAGACACAAGCCUGGACAAACCUACAGGACACAAAAGAAGCUGCAAAAAGUCUCGAAGAUGAGUUCCAGAGUGUCAGGUGAUCCAGAGAAGGAGGGAGAGGAAGAUAAUGAGGAGGAGGAGGAGGAGGAGGAGGAAGAAGGAGAAGAGAGCCUCAACCCAACAGAGGUGAAAAUGAGUCAGAUAGUGAUGCCCUGCCACAGCAACCAUCGACAGGAGCUGAGCGUGGGACAACUGCUCAAGUGGAUAGACUCCACUGCCUGCCUUUCUGCUGAGAGGCAUGCUGGGAGUCCCUGCGUCACUGCCUCUAUGGAUGACAUCCACUUUGAACACACCAUCAGUGUGGGUCAGGUGGUGAACAUCAAGGCAAAGGUCAACAGAGCCUUUAACACCAGCAUGGAGGUGGGCAUACAGGUGAGCUGUGAGGACCUGUUCUCUGAUCGUCACUGGAGGGUUUGUCACGCCUUCGCCACCUUUGUUACCCAGCGCACAAACACGGGAAAAAAGGUGAUCCUGAAGCCGAUUGUACCUCACACUGAAAAAGAGCAGGUUGAAUACAGUGUGGCGGCUGAGAGACGGAGGGUCAGGAUGCUUCACGAUGACAUCAUCAAAGAUCUACUCUCCCAUGGGUCGAUCCAGCAGAUCGACAGCUCAGCAGUAGCCAAUGCGGUGGCAGCAGAGAAGACCAAGGUGGAGAGUGUUGAACUAGUUCUACCCCCGCAUGCUAACCAUCAGGUAAAUACAUUUGGAGGUCAGAUCAUGGCCUGGAUGGUGAAUGUAGCUACGAUUGCUGCCAGUCGUCUUUGUCAGGCUCACCCGACUCUGCAGGCCAUCGACAUGUUCACCUUUAGAGGACCUUCUCAGGUUGGUGACAGACUGCUGCUGAAAGCUAUAGUCAACAACGCCUUCAAAAGCAGCAUGGAGGUGGGGGUGCGAGCGGAAGCCUACCAGGAGGAAGGGCCUAACAGACACAUAAACUCUGCAUUCAUGACAUUCGAGGUGCUUGACGACCAGGGGAAGCCAUGUGCGUUACCGUGGAUUCGACCUGAACCCUUGGAAGGGGAGAGAAGGUUUCAAGAGGCCAUAGCAAGGAAGAAGAUCAGAUUGGACAGAAAGUACAUCAUUUCCCACAAGCAGGGUGAGGUCCCUCUGUCUGUACCCUGGGACCCCAGAAACCAGGUGUAUCUGAGCUAUAACAAUGUUUCAGCUCUGAAGAUGUUGGCUGCUAGACAGAACUGGCGCCUCAGCUCUGAGAAAGACAAGGUUCGUCUUUACACCUUGGAGUACAAGUCCAUGUUGAGUUUCAGGGUGGAAUCAGAGGUGGAUGUACCUGCUCACAGAGCUUUUAGUCUGCUGGCUGAGCUGAGCAACAGGACGAGCUGGGACACACAUUAUCAGAAUUGUGAGCUGAUUCACCGGGUGGAUGAUGAUGACUUUCUGUAUCGUGUGGUGACCCCAUCAGUGCGGCAGGGUGGAGUAGGUUCCCCGACUUCAGCCCUUCAGGGAGAAGGGAUUCGCCAGGACUUCAUCUUGUUGGCUUCUAAGAGGAAGCCGUGUGGCAGCGGAGAUCCAUACGUCAUUGCACUGCGUUCAGUGUCCCUGCCCACUCACCCUCCCAUAGAAGGUUAUAAUAGAGGAGAGGUUCUGUGUGCUGGAUUUACCAUACUAGAAACCAAAGACAACAAGUCACUGAUCAGUUACUUCAACCAGGCAUCUCCAGAGGUUCUUCCCUACAUCUCCACAGAUAUUGCUGGCCUCUCCUCCUCUUUCUACCACAGCUUCUGCUCCUGCAGCCAAUACCUGACCAGGAACAGACUGCAGUCUGCCUCUGAGGUGCAAACAGACCAAUACCAGGCCACGAGUACAGACAGUCCCACCUGUGAUAAUGAAGCUGACAAUCUGUCAUCUGCCCUCCACAGCACCAAGCUGUAGACAGUCAGUGGUACUUUAGGGCUGGGCGAUAUGGAGACAAUCAAAUAUCAUAAUAUUUUUGACCAAAAAAAUGAUAUUCAAUGAUAUUGAAGGAUUACCCUUAGGUGCUUUCACAAAAUAUUUAGACAAUGAGAUUUUUGAGAAAAAAUCAUCAGUAAUGUGGAUAUAUAAAUAGAUAUGGCAAACAAUAGAACAGCAACAGCUAGAAUAGUCUGUUUAAGUUAAAAAAAUUACAGCACUUUACUGUGAUGCAGCUUUUAAAACCAGCAUUAAUGAUAUCCACUCUCUAUGACUACAUCUGUUUCAUAUCACAAUAUCAGUAAUAAUGAUAUAUUGCCCAGCCCUACUUUCCAGACCAGUUCACGUCACAAAUUGUAAAGUGAGGUCAAGCUACUGUUUAUACAACGUAGUAUGAUUAACACUGUUGAAGUGUUCACAGGAAAACGAAAGGUGACGUUUACAUUAUUUUUUUGUCAAACUUUGUUUUUAAAAGAAGCAGUGUAUAAAAUUUAAGGGGACUCAGUGGCAUCUAGCAGUGAGGAUAGCAGAGCACAAAAAGCUAAAACCUCUCCUAGUUAGAAUUUAUUUCAGUGUUCGUUGUUUAGGAGGUUUUUACCAGGAGUCUCUUCCUCUCCAAAACAAAUAGACCAGGUAAUUAAAACUGGUAAUAACACUGAAUAUAGCGUUUUCACAUCACAAAUCAGUAUUUUUCCUAUCAUGCUCAACACAUCACAGAAGGGCCGCUAGGCCAGCCCCUGCUACUGUGUGCUCACCUUUUUUCCCCUGAUGACUUAAGAUCUAGAUAUUCAGGAGUUUUUUUUUUUUUUUUUUUUUUUU